AUGGCUAUUGAGAGUGCACAGCUUGAAGAGAAAGGGAUUAUUGAUGGUUGUGCUAUCAAAGCUGCGUAUAUGAACGCAAUGCCUUAUGUCAUUAGACGACUCAGAAAUUUUAUUUUUAACCGAGAGAAUCCGACGAAGAACCCAGGUUUUCGUUAUGAGUCACUUGCUAUUGGGUGGCAAAAGGCGAAACGGAUUGCUCAACAUGUCUACAACGAAUUGGAAGCAUAUAUACUUUCUGAUGACCAGCUUUGGGAAAAUGGCUAUCCAAGAUGGACUACAUUAACCCAGGAAAUUGAUGACGAUUUUGAUUCAUUUGAUGAAAGGCCUAGAAAUAUUGUUGAAAUCCGACAAUCUGAAUUGGAUUCAUCUAAGGGUCACAGCAAGUCGUUCAUAUCUGAUGAUGAUUUAAAACGUGUUUGCUCUCGCUGCGGAAUUGAAUAUCAAUUAACGCCAAAUGGGGCUUAUGUUUCUUCUGAGGAAUGUAUCUAUCAUUGGGGACGAGCUUGGAAGGAAAAGAGUGUUGUUGAAGCUCAUUAUACUUGUUGCCAAUCUACUUUAGAUGUUCGUGGAUGCGUUGUUGCUGGAAUGCAUGUAACACAAACUUUGAGACUUAGUGCUUUGGAACAAUAUGUGAGUACACCAAAACCCUGUGGAGUAGAAGAUCCUAGAUCUACAAAAGUUUAUGCAAUGGAUUGUGAGAUGGUCUAUUCAAAUUGGGGUCCAGAAGUCGCUCGUGUUUCUGUUGUUGGUCGUCUUGAAGAAUUAGUUAUGGAUGUAUUUAUUCGGCCAGAAAAUACUUUAAUUGACUGCAAUACUAGAUUUAGUGGAUUAGAUGGCUAUGAAAUUCUCACUGCAGAAUGCACUCUGGAUAAAGUAAAUAAGCUGGCCAAAAAAGUACCUAAUUUAAUAUUAAAGGCACGCGAACGCUUAUUUGAAUUGAUCAACUCUGAAACAAUUUUAAUAGGACAUUCACUUGAAAGAGUUUUGCGUGCAUUACGCCUUGUACAUACCCGUGUUGUGGAUACUAGCAUUGUCUUUCCUCAUCCAAAUGGCCUUCCGCAAAAGAGAGCACUUAAAACAUUAGCUUCUGAAAUUCUUCAAAUAAUCAUUCAAGAGGAAGAAGGUGGUCACGACAGUAAAGAAGAUGCAUUGACCUGCAUGAGAAUUAUGUUGAGGAAAGUACGUGCUGUAGAAGGCUGA
This is a messenger RNA of Meloidogyne enterolobii, 1200 nucleotides long. The record is from the annotation of a GenBank genome assembly. NCBI's taxonomy places the organism in Eukaryota, Metazoa, Nematoda, Chromadorea, Rhabditida, Meloidogynidae.